GAGCUAUCUCACUCGCCUCGCGCCAGGACGAAAGGAGGCUCAGCUGCUUACUCAAGACGACACCGGGUACAGAGAGGACCACCACCCCCAGGGAGAGCCGCGAGCAAGCCGACACCCCCGUCGACGAUGUGGCCAUGUGGGGCAUGGUGCGGAGAGAGCUAGCGCGCUCGUCGGGCGGCGAGUACGUGCUCGUGCACCAGCAGGAGCAGCACGGAGUGCGCCAGGUGCAUGAAGACGUGACGUGUGAGGGGCUGGACUGCAGCUGGACGCGCUCCGGCUCCAGCAGGACCUGCCUGCGCUGCCGUGGACCGCGGCGCCGGGAGCUCGCGGCUGACGGGACGGCACUCGGAGGAGUGGGUCAGGAUCAUCUUUCUUCUCUCCUCCCAGAGAUAAGCGGGGACCAGCGUUUUACUGGUGCAUCCCGUGUUCCCGUCCGAGCGAUGUCUCAGUAGGACGCGCGGCGGACGCCCCCCUCGGCCAAAGACGUCGAAAGGCGACGAAAAUUGCAGCUCGACAAAUGGCUGCGUGACAUUUCUCCAAUGAGUGUCAUUUACAUGCGAAAUUCAGCCAAUGGAAACCAACAUCGUGGCUUUUCUAUGAGCUCAGAUGACGACAUGAUUGACAUUACUACUACAGGAACCGUAACUGAACGCUCCAUCCACUAUGAUGACCCAGGAACAUCUCAUUUACCUGGUGUAACUUACUGCAUGGGGGAUGGUGAAGGUGAGUCGCUUUGCUAUCAGCGAACCUCUAUCCUGCAGCAUGUUGCUGCCGAUGGUGAUGAGAUCCCAGGUAUCGGCCAGUAUGAAGAUUUCCACACCAUCGAUUGGCAAAGAGAUAUUGCAAGAGACCGCAUGCGUCACCGAUACAUUGUUAAGAGAAGACAGAACUCUUUAUUUGACCUAGUGAAAGGAGCACAUGAUGCAUGGUCUGGUUGGGUUUGUGUUUUACUAGUAGGAUUAACCACAGGAGUAGUCGCUGGUGUCAUUGACAUUGGUGCAUCAUGGAUGUCAGAUUUGAAAUAUGGUAUUUGCCCUUCUCGCUUUUGGUUCAACCGAGAGCAAUGUUGUUGGUCAUCAAAUGAGACAACUAGUUUUGAGACAGGAAAUUGCUCUGAUUGGCUGACAUGGUCUGAAGUCCUUGGCCAGUCCAGAACCGGCGCAGGUGCCUACAUUAUUUCAUAUCUAAUGUAUAUAGCCUGGGCUCUCCUCUUUGCCUCUCUUGCUGCAUCACUAGUCCGAAUGUUUGCACCAUACGCAUGCGGCUCAGGUAUUCCAGAGAUCAAAACUAUAUUGAGUGGCUUUAUCAUCAGGGGUUAUCUAGGAAAAUGGACCUUAAUUAUAAAAUCAGUUGGUAUCAUGCUAUCUGUAUCUGCUGGUCUCAGUCUUGGAAAAGAAGGGCCAAUGGUUCAUAUUGCCUGUUGUAUUGGCAAUAUACUCUCAUACCUUUUCCCCAAAUAUGGAAGAAAUGAAGCAAAAAAGAGAGAGAUUCUCUCUGCUGCUGCUGCAGCUGGUGUAUCUGUUGCUUUUGGUGCUCCAAUUGGAGGUGUCCUUUUCAGCUUAGAGGAGGUCAGUUAUUAUUUUCCCCUGAAGACAUUGUGGCGCUCGUUUUUCUGUGCUCUUGUGGCUGCGUUUGUGUUACAUUCUAUUAAUCCAUUCGGAAAUGAGCACUCAGUAUUAUUCUUUGUUGAAUAUAACAACCCUUGGAUCUUUUUUGAACUUGUCCCAUUUGUCGGACUUGGUAUUAUUGGGGGUGUCAUUGCUGCUAUAUUCAUACGAGCAAAUCUGUACUGGUGCAAAUAUCGCAAAACAUCCAAGCUUGGCCAGUACCCAGUAACUGAGGUCUUAAUUGUGACUGCUGUGACUGCAGUGCUUGCUUACCCCAACCCAUACACUCGUAUGAGCACAAGUGAACUCAUUUAUUUGUUGUUCCGCAAGUGUGGUGUUACCAACACUGAUGAUCUGUGUGAUUACAACCGCAACUUCACUGAUGUGAAGUCAGCUGUCGACCUUGCCUCAGCUGGCCCUAAGGUUUACCGUGCAAUGUGGCUUCUUGUUCUUGCUCUAAUUUUCAAGUUGCUUGCAACAGUAUUUACAUUUGGUAUAAAGGUACCAUGUGGUCUUUUUAUUCCAUCUCUUUGUCUUGGGGCAAUUGUGGGCCGCAUUGUUGGCAUUGGCAUGGAACAAUUGGCUUUUAAUUACCCCCACAUAUGGGUGUUCAGUGGAGAGUGCUCCACAAUGAAAGACUGUAUAACUCCUGGUCUAUAUGCUAUGGUUGGGGCUGCAGCGGUUCUUGGUGGAGUCACAAGAAUGACAGUGUCCUUGGUGGUUGUAAUGUUUGAACUGACUGGUGGUGUGCGCUACAUUGUCCCGCUAAUGGCAGCAGCCAUGGCCAGCAAAUGGGUAGGUGAUGCCCUUGGAAGCCAUGGGGUCUAUGAUGCCCAUAUAAAUCUUAACGGUUAUCCAUUUUUGGAUAGCAAAGAAGAGUUUGCUCACACAUCACUUGCAGCAGAUGUAAUGCAGCCUAAGCGGAAUGAGACAUUAAGUGUCUUGACACAGGAUUCCAUGACUGUGGAGGAUGUUGAAACACUGAUGAAAGAAACAGAGCACAACGGCUUCCCUGUUGUAGUGUCACGUGAAAGCCAAUAUUUAGUUGGCUUUGUACUAAGGAGAGACUUAAAUCUAGCUCUUGCGCAAGCUCGGCGGGCAGUCGAAGGUCUAAGACCAAGUUCAUUGGUACUCUUUACUAGCAAUUCUCCACAACAACCACCUCAGCCAGGAACACCUGCUCCGCUUUUACUCAAGAAUAUUCUUGACAUGGCUCCUAUAACGAUUACUGAUCAAACUCCAAUGGAGACUGUUGUAGAUAUGUUCCGCAAGCUUGGCUUGAGGCAAACUCUUGUUACACACAAUGGUCGCCUGUUGGGUGUGAUUACGAAAAAAGAUGUACUGCGCUAUGUCAAACAAUUAGACAACGAAGACCCUAAUUCGGUUCUUUUUAACUAAGUUGGCUGCCACGUCUUGCCUGGUAGCCCAGUGCCAGUGGAUGUCUGUGAUGAAACAAAAGGUCACCUCAUCUAUUGUUUCUUAUUGUGCGAUGAGGUUACCACUUAUAGUUAAUACAUAUUUCUUACUAAUCCCUCUCAGUAGAAAUUUAUUGGUAAUAUUUUGGACAAUGUUAUAAACUUGCUAUGCAAGUUUAAUGCAAUGUACUAGUGAUCUGUCAGAACUGAAUACAUUGUAUGAUGGGGAUUUUUUUUAGUACCUUUGUGUGUUCCUGAUUAAGAUAUUGCUUGUAUGAGUUUUAAAUUUUAUCCUUGUAGGGUUUAUUCCCGUGUCUAAAUUUUAAGUAUACUUCAUGCUUGCCUAUAUGGAUAGGAAGUCAAAUUUAGCCUGCGGCAAGUGUUUUAUUUUCCCAGUUUGUUUUACAAUUUUUAUUGAAUUACUUAUAUUCUUAUCAGUUACAGUAUUGUAUCUACUUUUACAAGUCAAAAAGUCCGUAUAUUUUGCAAACUUUUAGAAUUUCUAAUCUGUUUAAUUUAUGUGUGAUGUGUCUUCCUUUCUGCUGUGUGGGUUCUUUCUGCCAGGCCACAGAAAUGGUGAUAAUAUUUUGUAGAUGAUACGAGGAAUAGUUGGAAUGAUUAUGCUAGCCCUGAAAGAGAUUUAGUACAUUGUAAUUGAUAUAGAUUUCAUCAAGAUACAUUUUCAGUGCCAGCAUGUAAUGUGACUUUUUUCCUGCACUAAACCAGAGUAAAAUGUGAGUGAAAAAUAUUUGCUUUUUUAACUCUCAGGUCUGUCAAGGUGAUUUAAUUGUCAUAUUUCAUGUAGUGCUUUGCCUUGUAUUUAGACAGCCGUCAUGAGACCUCUUUACUAAAGGUGCUAGUCAUGUGGUAGGUUCAAAGAUAUGUACAUAUGUUUGAGCCAUCUAGUUUAUCAAAUCUUGUAUUGUAGAAACCGCGGCCAGCUCAUUGCAGCUUGUUUUAAUCUUAAUUUCAAAUGUCAUCUUUUCAUUUAAAUCUGUCCUUGUCUCAUUUUCAUUUGGUAUGGUCACAACUGCAUGAAAAUUUUUUGCAACUAAGUGAAAGGCAUGAUCUUUCCAAGUGACCUUUUAUUGUCAAUAGUGGUGCUGGCUACCACACAAAUUUUAUUAUAGGAACCCCCUUAUAAUGCUGAAGACAGAAUAAUUUAUAUUACAAAUGAUAUAUGAAAUAUAUAUGUAUAUGUUGUAUGUAAGAAUACCACGAUCUGUAUCUAAUCAUGAACUGUGUAUUUGCUGUGAAGUCUUGAACACUUUUUACUGACCCUUAAGCUGGCUCUAUAUUAAGUGUAAUUUUAUUUUAGGAAAUUCAUUUAAAUCCAAUUUGUGUGAUCUAAUGGACUUUUUUUUUUUAUUUGAGUGUUCUAAGCACUCAUUUUCAUUCCAAGUUAUUAAAUACCAUCUGUGAAAUGCUUAAAAGUCUGUUUCACUUUGCCCAUGUACUUUUGGAUGAAAAAAGAGAACAAAGUAGUGAAUUUUGUAAACACUUAAAAUAAAUAAGUGGUCGCUAAUGAA
Messenger RNA from Frankliniella occidentalis (western flower thrips), 4551 nucleotides. RefSeq names its product H(+)/Cl(-) exchange transporter 5 (gene ClC-c). Gene Ontology annotation, cellular component: membrane; Golgi apparatus; synaptic vesicle. Lineage: Eukaryota; Metazoa; Arthropoda; Insecta; Thysanoptera; Thripidae. The coding region runs from base 540 to 3005 and encodes 821 amino acids. The record is from RefSeq and is a predicted model, not a curated record. Gene Ontology annotation, biological process: transmembrane transport; chloride transport. The transcript is spliced from 15 exons. Gene Ontology annotation, molecular function: voltage-gated chloride channel activity.